Elgaria multicarinata webbii is the source of this 667-nucleotide messenger RNA. RefSeq names its product late endosomal/lysosomal adaptor, MAPK and MTOR activator 4 (gene LAMTOR4). The transcript is spliced from 4 exons. Gene Ontology annotation, biological process: cellular response to amino acid stimulus; positive regulation of TOR signaling. Lineage: Eukaryota; Metazoa; Chordata; Lepidosauria; Squamata; Anguidae. Gene Ontology annotation, cellular component: lysosome; Ragulator complex. Bases 104 to 403 code for a protein of 99 amino acids. The record is from RefSeq and is a predicted model, not a curated record. Gene Ontology annotation, molecular function: guanyl-nucleotide exchange factor activity.
GGCUUCCCGUUUUCGCCGGAAGUCCUGGCCUCAGCUGACCUGGCUCACGUGACGUGCCUACCCGUUGACUGGCAACUGGCAGGGAACCCACCUCUCCCCAGACAUGACGACGGCGCUGACGCAGGGCCUGGAGCGCGUCCCGGACCAGACGGGCUACCUGGUCAUCUGCGACGGGGCGGUGCUGGCGUCGGCCGGCGACCUGGAGAACGACGAGCGCACCGCGGGGGUGAUCUCGGAGCUGGUGAGCACGGCCUGUGCCUUCCGCGUGCCCCGCUCCCCCGAGGUGCCCUUCCGCCGCAUGUCAGUGGUGUUUGGGGAACACUCCUUCCUCGUGACCGUCUCUGGCCAGAAGCUGUUUGUGGUGAAGAGGCAGAACAGUGUCCGGGAGCCGGUGAUUGUCUGAGCCCUCCGAUGCCACGAUGGCUGCUGCUCUUACCGCUACUACUAGAACUUGGAGGGUUGGGGGACAGAGGGCCGUGCGCCCCUUCCUGUUGUGUGCACGGCUCACCGCUUUGUGUGAUUAUAUGUACGUGAGUGCGGGUUGGAUGACUCACUGGGGAUGCUGCAUGUAUUGUUAAGGGCCCUUCACAAAAUGGGGGUUUAGUACUUAAAACUGGGGCUCUGACAGAGCUGGAUCACAUGAAAUAAAAACCUUUUUUUAAAAAAA